AUGCCGCGCUCGGACUACCAGUUCAAGUGCGUGCUCAUUGGUGACAGCGGUGUGGGGAAGACGUCGCUCAUUCGUACCUUUGCCACCGGCGGCUCGCCGCUCUCCGCGCCCUCGGCCGGAGGCGUCGACUUUGCCACCAGGCAACUGGAGCUCAAAGGCAAGACGGUCGAGGCGCAGAUGUGGGACACGGCCGGCAUGGAGCGGCACCGCGCGGUGACAGCGGGCUUCUACCGCGGCGCCGUCGGGGCCUUCGUCGUCUUUGACCUCACGAGCCACGCCUCAUUUGGCCACUGCGAGAGAUGGUUGAGGGAGCUACGGGCGCACCGGGCCGAGGGCGAGCCGCACCUUCCCCUCGUCAUGAUGCUGCUCGGCACCAAGGCUGACCUGCGCCGGAGGCGCGCCGUCGUCGCGCAGGACGCAAAGGAGUUUGCUCAGCGGCACCGCCUCCUCUAUGCCGAGUGCUCGUCCAGCGACGCCUCGGAGGUGAACCAGGCCUUCGAGAGGGUGUUGGCUGAGGUGUUCCGGAGGGUGCGCAAGAGCAUCGAAGCGGGCCAGUGCAACCCAGACCGGCCGGCGCCAGUGCUCAUCAAUACGGUUCUGCUUACGCCCGCGCAGCAGGCGCGCGAUGAAGGCCGGGCUCAGGCCGCCGGCGGCUGCUGUUGA
Molecule: messenger RNA, 663 nt
Organism: Emiliania huxleyi CCMP1516
Lineage: Eukaryota; Haptophyta; Isochrysidales; Noelaerhabdaceae
Gene: Rab11L-1
Product: ras-related protein
Exons: 4
Coding region: 1-663 (220 amino acids)
Cellular component (GO): endosome
Molecular function (GO): GTPase activity; GTP binding
Source: RefSeq, a predicted model, not a curated record